Messenger RNA from Ambispora leptoticha, 516 nucleotides. The record is from the annotation of a GenBank genome assembly. Lineage: Eukaryota; Fungi; Glomeromycota; Glomeromycetes; Archaeosporales; Ambisporaceae.
AUGUCUACAGAAGCUUCCACGCAAACUGUUGCUGCUCCUUCCAGCUCUACUGAAACGACACAAGAAAAGUCGCGUCCUUCACCUGCACGACAAGAAACAAUAGUUGCUGACCAAAUUCUGACAAGUGAUCAAGAUGCCAAACAUUCGCAAAUUUCUCGCGUCUUUGUUAUUGCUAUUGACCAUUCUAGUCAUAGUCAAUAUGCAUUCGAUUGGGCGGUUAAAAACAUAUUGCGAAAAGAAACCGAUUUGGUUGUAUUGAUUAAUGUUCGACCAAUUCCUUCAAUUCCUGGCCCAUACACUAUAGGCGCGACUUAUAUGGAUUUCAGCGAAAUGAUUACAACUGUCGAGGAACAACAGCCACCAACUUUUGCAGGAUUUUGCUUUGAAAUUGAAAGCGCAGAACCAAUUGCGAUGAGAGGUGACGCACGCGACGAGAUUGUUAGAAAGGUGACUGAAGUCAAUGCGGAUGCUUUAGUAAUAGGAUCUCGUGGAUUAGGACCAUUUUGGGAUCUGUGA